Orussus abietinus is the source of this 1501-nucleotide messenger RNA. It is a transcript of the gene Pmi, whose product is annotated as transmembrane protein 11 homolog, mitochondrial. The record is from RefSeq and is a predicted model, not a curated record. NCBI's taxonomy places the organism in Eukaryota, Metazoa, Arthropoda, Insecta, Hymenoptera, Orussidae. The coding region runs from base 117 to 752 and encodes 211 amino acids. Gene Ontology annotation, biological process: inner mitochondrial membrane organization. Gene Ontology annotation, cellular component: mitochondrial inner membrane. The transcript has 3 exons.
CAAUCUCUGUCCAGAAUGCCGAAAUGAACCGGCAUUCGUUAAACUCAUUUCACUUUUUUCAUGCGAAAAUGUCUUUCUGUAUCCAAUUCCUGCAAUGACGUAUCAUUGUAUUCUUAAUGUCACUUGCUACGGUUUUUCGUGGCUUACGUGCACGAGAUACCGGGUCUGUCAACCAUACUUUUAAUGUUUUUGUUAUUUAUUAUACAAUUAUCUUAACUUUGAAUUUAUCGGAUCACAGAUUAUUCAGAGAUGACGCUGCAAAUGUUGCCAUUAUUAGAGAGGUAUAUGAUAGUGAGAAUGCGCAUGAAACAUUUGAGUAUGAAUUGGAAAGGGCACUGGAGUCUGAAUGUAGUUUGAUAGUCAUCGAGCCAUCGAAGCUCGGUGAUGAAACGUCCCGAUGGAUAGCUGUUGGGAAUUGUCUUCAUAAGACAGCUGCAAUUUCUGGCCUUGCGGCAAUAGUCACAGGUCUCGUAUGGGGUGAUCGACCAUACAUCUGUGGCCCGUUAGGUUUUACGUCGAUUAUCACCUGUGGACUGUACACGGUCUCCUGGCAAUUUGAUCCUUGUUGUCAGUAUCAGGUAGAAACAGACACCAGUAAGCUACCACAUGUUGAAUUGCUGGCAGUUCUAGGACCCUCUUCUCCAACUUUCCUUGUUAGAAAGGACGACACAAGAAGAAGGAUAUUACAUACAACAAUUACAUUAACAGCACUUUGUGUUUGUGCCUGGAGAUUGUAUCGAGCUUUUAAGUGAAAUUGCCCUUGCGAAGGGUUGAGCAAUUUUAAGGUGAUAAAAAAGACAGGAAGGUAGGAUUUCACGCGUGAUCUUCGUAGUAAGACAUUAAAAUAGGACUCAUUGAAUUAGGAAAAAUACAAUUUUGCUUUGCCUACGAGCAGUUGCAAAUUGUAAUGUCGCUCAAACUGGUGUUGUGCAUUUGACAGUGACCACUGUCUCAUUAAUUAAAAGCUCUUUAAAUAAUAACUGCCACUUUAUAAAAUGACAGUGAUUAAAGGAGUAACACUCAAUUUUUCCACUUACAAUUGCAUGAGAGCAAAAUGUACGUACAUAGAAUACAGUUAUGCAGUCCACCACACCAUUGAUAAAAGGGUACACGCAGGCCACUGUUAUGUUAGCUUGUAAAUAAAAUAGGUAGAAUACACUGAAUACACUGAAUACAUUUUGAGAGAGGGAGUUACCUGAUUUUCUCUAUCCUAUUAAAACACAUUUUAACUAUCCGUACUCAAAUUCCCAUCAAGUUGAAGAGCAUUUUAAUUGUAUAACAAGAACGAACAAAAAGUGGGUAGCUACAAUUUAACAAAAAAUACUGUUAAAAGUAUAUUACUAUUUUAGAAUGGUUAAUAUAAUGCCACUUAUUUAUCAAGAAACAAACUGAAAUUAACAUUUGUAUACUGCUGUGAAAAUUUAUAGGAGGCUGCACGUGCAGAAGUUGGGCAAUAAAAUAUGACAUCAUAAAUUUGUAAUACAGAUAUGAUAAAAGUAAA